AUGGCGGCGGUCUACCUGCUAUCCGGCGUAGGAGCCGUGGCCACCUACUUCUCAAAAGACUUUUACCUCUUUUUGCUGACGCGCUUCAUCCAGGGUGGCGUGCUCCUCUCCAUAUGCAACAUCCCGUUUGUGCUAGGCGAGCUGUCCAAGUUCGAGGCCGGGAUACUAGGUGGAUCUAGCGGAAGCGGGAUAGUAGCGGAAGCGCUGGAGCAACGUGACAUGCAGUUUGAAGAGGCGCUACAGAUGGUGGGAGAGUUCGGCCCAUUCCAGUGGCUUCUCGUCGGUUAUCUGGCCGUGUUCAUGGUUCCCAUGCACGCCAUCCCGAUGUCCGCGCACGUCUUCACGCUGCUCGAGCCUCCGCAUUGGUGCCGCCAGCCGGAGCUCGAGGCCGCCUUCCACCUGACCCCCGAGGAGGCGCGAGACCUGGCUAAGUCGAACGAGAGCCUAUUGCCGGCCAGAGACCACCUGCCCACGGUGCCCUGCCGGUCCGGUUGGCACUAUGACCACUCCGUCAUCUACCCCACCAUCGUGUCCGAGAUGGACUGGGUGUGCGACCAAACUUGGAAAGUGUACGUCUCUCACUCGGUCUUCUUCGGCUCCAUGUCGGCAGGAGUAAUCUUCUUCGGCGCCAUCAGUGACAAGGUAGGCCGUGUCCCCGUCAUGGCGGCGGUCUACCUGCUAUCCGGCGUAGGAGCCGUGGCCACCUACUUCUCAAAAGACUUUUACCUCUUUUUGCUGACGCGCUUCAUCCAGGGUGGCGUGCUCCUCUCCAUAUGCAACAUCCCGUUUGUGCUAGCGCUGGAGUACAUGCCCGCCAAGAAACGCAUGCUCAUGCUGGGUGCCUUUAAGUUCGUCUACCCUCUCGUGGGCGCGACAAUGCCCUGGGUGGCAUACGCGCUCGCCCACUGGCGCCUGCUGAACGCCGUCAUCGUGAUCCCCUGCCUCGUCGCAGCCGUCGUGUCACCCUUCAUACCGGAAUCCACAAGAUGGUUACUCUCGAAGGGAAAGACCGAGAGGGCCAAGAAAGUUCUGCUUCGCAUCAGUCGAGUGAACCGGAAACGUGUCGAAAGUACGGCGAUGGACGCUCUUGAGCCACCGGAGAAGAGCGACUCACAUACGCCGUCAACUGUGACCAUCUUCCAGUACCCUUCCCUACGCAGGAGCUUCGUAAUAACGGUUUUUCUUCGGUGA
Molecule: messenger RNA, 1191 nt
Organism: Dermacentor silvarum
Lineage: Eukaryota; Metazoa; Arthropoda; Arachnida; Ixodida; Ixodidae
Product: solute carrier family 22 member 8
Exons: 9
Coding region: 1-1191 (396 amino acids)
Biological process (GO): transmembrane transport
Cellular component (GO): membrane
Molecular function (GO): transmembrane transporter activity
Source: RefSeq, a predicted model, not a curated record